Molecule: messenger RNA, 948 nt
Organism: Dentiscutata erythropus
Lineage: Eukaryota; Fungi; Glomeromycota; Glomeromycetes; Diversisporales; Gigasporaceae
Source: the annotation of a GenBank genome assembly
AUGGACAAUGCGUUUCUUUUAUUAAUUGGUUCUAUUUUAUAUAUUAUUUUAAUUUAUGCUCUUGCUAUAACUUCUUUUGAUAUUAUUGACAUUGAAGUGUUUUCUCACAUUAAUUGGUUAGAAUUUCUUAACUUACAAUUCUUAAAUUUAUUUUCUGAUGUUGUUAAUUUAGCUUUGGCAAUUUACUUAAUUUCGUAUCAUCAUUUACUUAAACCUGGUGGUAUUCCUCGUCAUGAUUUUGAAGAUUUUUUAAUGGGUGUUGAAGAUAAAAAUUUUAAUGUAAUAGAAUCAAUUGAAGGCAUUCGAAUGCAACAUGAUGAAGAUGAAGCUUUAAAAGAUAUUGAAACUAUCACAAUUAGUGAAAAUGAAACGGAUGAUGAGGUUUCUCUUAUCGUACCAACCAAUGUCGAUUUCUUUAAAUUAAUUAUUGCUUUUUUCUUUUUUCUUAAUGUUGAAAAUGGAAAAUUGGUAUAUAAACUUGACAAAGUUAAUUAUUUGGGUGUUCAACAUUUAAAUAUAAAAGAAAGUAUGGAUAUUUAUGUUGAGCAUGGCUUUUUAAAAAUAGAAACUGGUCAAAUAAAAUAUGUUGGGAAGAACAAUCUUAAAAGGUGCAUCAAUUUAACUGAUAAUUGGCCAUUAAAGAUAGAAUACGAUAAAGUUUUUAUAGAAUCUCCUAAUGAACAAUCUUUUAUUGACUUAACUGGUCAUAAAUUUUUUGAAAUUAAUCGUGGUAAAAUAAUGCAUAUGGAAAAUAAUAGAAUCAAAGAGGUCAUAGAUAUAGUUGAUCAUGGUUUGUUGAAAAUUGUAAAAUUUGAUACUGGUUUUAAAGUUGUUUAUAUGAAAACUCCUAAUGCCACUAGAUUUAUUGAUUUAACUGAACAUGGUUUAUUGAAUUAUAUAGUUUAUGGUCAUAGAAAGCGUGAUAUUUUUGAUCUCAGUCUAGUAUAA